AUGAUCAGCUUCAGCAGAGCAGCAGCAGAAGAAGGUGACUUGUCACUGCCGGUGGGGUUUAGAUUUCGUCCCACAGAUGAAGAGCUGGUGGACUACUAUUUGAAGAAUAAGGUGCAGGGCAUGGAUUUCCAUGCCGAAGGCAUCAUUGAUGAAAUUGAUAUCCUCAAGUUCGAGCCAUGGGAUUUAGUUGCGAAAUCGUUGAUGAAGCCGGACGAUGAGAACGGGUUCUUCUUCAGUCAACCAGAGUACACCCAAAAAAAACACACCAAGAGGAGCACCGAGGUAGGCUUUUGGAAGAUAACAGGCAGAGAACAUGAGAUCAGGACUCGAGACAGGAAAAGAACCGUCAUCGGCAAAAAGAGGAUUCUGACCUUUUACAAAGGUCAUGGUCGCAAUUCCGACAAGACCAACUGGGUCAUGCAUGAGUAUUAUAUCCCUAAAGCCCAUCCUAAUGCCAACCAGAGGGACUUCGUUCUCUGUCACUGUCACUUGAAGAAAAAUGUGAAAAAAUCAGAUGAGAUUCAUACUGAUGUUGCAACAACCUGUGAUGAAGGUGAGCCUAGUACUCACAAUGCAUCUGAUUUCGAACAUCCACCAGCACAUGAUAUUCUAGAGGAAGAUACUCAACAACCAGAAAAUCUGGACUACUUUGAGCGGAAAAAGGAUCUUUUGCUUGCAAGUUCCUGUAGCAAUAAUGAUCACAAUGCGACAUUUGCAGAUAAUGACUUGGAGUCUGAAUUGGAAGAGUCCUUAAUAACGCUCAACACAAAACCAUUCCAUGCAGGGGAGCUGAGUUUAGAAAAGCUUUAUGAACUACAACGUGAUUCGAGCCAGUCCAUACAAGAUACAGAUAUUAUGCUUCAUAACCAGUUAUCCAGACAGGCUGCUUCCUCUGUCAAUGUAGCACCCAAACCUCAGACUGAUCGAGUUCAAUUUCAGUCUGGUACAUAUCAAAGAGAACACAGACCACAACAGCAAUCAGGUCCCAUCAUUGUCUUUAGGGAUACUUCCGCCGACGAAUAUUAUACAAGGGAAAAAACACGCAGAAUAACAUAUCCACCAGAAAAGCCCAAAGAACCUGAAAAACCUAAACCUGCGCCAGAAAAGCCCAAAGAACCUGAAGAACGUAGAACUUCUGUUCAUUUGCCCCAGAAGCAGAUCUCUAUAACAAAGUCUAGCAUAGACAAGAAGGUGCCUCAAGGCAGUAUGGAGCAGACACAGAAUAGAACAACCCCCGGCAAUUGGAAGCGUUCCUUCAUUACCUGGCAAACAUUCCCAUUGAAAAGUCCCCCAUCAGUCUACAUUUUCAACACGGUUCUAGGCACAAUUUUGUUCUUGUUUUGUGUCCGGGAAGUAGUUUUAUAUGGGAAGUGGAGCUAAACUCACUCACCAGAAAAUAGUUAAUUCUUGUUCUCUAUAUUCUGUUACACAUUGAGUAAUGCCAAUCUUACUGGGUACUUAUUGUUUCGUAUAAAAAUAUGCGCUAAUCUCAGCCAUGGCGAUGGCUUUGCAAUGAUGAAAUGUUCAAAUAUGCCUAUAAAGAUUAACAGUCUUUCUUUCUACUGACCAGAUGUAAGGAUGUAUUGAGGUCUUGAAUUGUAUUGCUGGAGUUUCGAAUAUAGCAGUGUUUGCGUUA
Prunus dulcis (almond) is the source of this 1636-nucleotide messenger RNA. RefSeq names its product NAC domain-containing protein 83-like. Bases 1 to 1380 code for a protein of 459 amino acids. Lineage: Eukaryota; Viridiplantae; Streptophyta; Magnoliopsida; Rosales; Rosaceae. The record is from RefSeq and is a predicted model, not a curated record. The transcript is spliced from 7 exons. Gene Ontology annotation, biological process: regulation of DNA-templated transcription. Gene Ontology annotation, molecular function: DNA binding.